Molecule: messenger RNA, 2139 nt
Organism: Penicillium daleae
Lineage: Eukaryota; Fungi; Ascomycota; Eurotiomycetes; Eurotiales; Aspergillaceae
Exons: 1
Coding region: 1-2139 (712 amino acids)
Source: RefSeq, a predicted model, not a curated record
AUGUCGGACAACAACGCCCAUCCUGGUGUUCGCAGCCUGCUGGCCAAGUUUGAGAACAGCCAGAGCCCGAUUACCUCCCCACCAUCUCGGGGCCGAUCCCCCGUUGGCUCAGAUACCCCAGGUUCGACCAGGCCGCUAUCCAAGGUCCGUGCCAGCUUCGUGACGGUGGAUGGAGCCAUUGGGUCAAGCCCGGGGUCACCAUUCAGGAACACAAGUGGCCGGAGUGACAGUCCUGGCAUCUUUGGGCCUAAGAUCAAUGCGGAGGAGAUCGAGUUGCGCCGUCAGAACAACGUGGUCUCUCCGACACCAGAUGGCCAUGGCAAGUCUCAAACAAGCAUCCUUGAUGGAGUGGCAGAUAAAGUCACCGAAAAAUCCGAAGUGGUGACAAAUCAGCGGAAGAUCAGUGACAGCCAAGGGACUGUGGCACCUGCUGAAAGUGCUGGUCAGUCGGAGGCUGCGGCGGCAAAAAAGGAAAAGCCAUCUUCAGGUGCGCCGACAACUGCGGACGUUGGAGGUUCAUCUGAGAAAGAGAAAGCGGCACCAAAGACAGUCAGCAAGCGCCCCUCCAAUGUUCACACAGCUAAACAGAGCGCUACCACCAAACCCACUCCCCACACUACAACCUCGACCUCGUCAAGAACAACCACCAAUAAUGGAAGUGCCAAACCCACCUCAGCCCGCGAAGUCGCAAAGGAACGGGCCAACUCUCUUGCCCACAAACCCAGUCGCCCUUCACUCAACCCUGCAACCAAGAGUACCACCCGCGCGACUCGGGGCGCAACCCCAUCCGCUGAUGCUCACAAACCAUCGACCAGCACCACCGCCUCCAAACCUCGAUCCAAAUCACCCACCAGACCUGUGCGCCUGCCCAACUCGAUGGCCGCACAAACCCAAUCGUCGAAUGCCAAGCACGGAACCGCUGGACCUGCGACGGGACGGACCGAAAAGCCAGCCGCAACUCUCACGAGAAAGCCAUCCUCGCUGAAGAGUGCAGCUCCUGCAGCGGCUGUGCGGCGACAGUCUUCUCGCCCUUCCCUUCCACAUCAGCCCGCCCCUGAACGGCCCAGCUCUCGGGUCAGUGACAUUGGCGCAAAGCCUGUCAACGAAAGCUUCCUUGCUCGGAUGAUGCGUCCGACAGCUAGCUCCGCUAGCAAGACCCACGAGAAGACCGAUGUCAAGGCUCCUCCCAAGCCUGCAGCCUCCAAGGCUCCCCGCCAGUCAGUGGGACGAGCUUCGGAGCGCGGGGUGGCCCAGCCAAAGGCAAAGCCUGCGGCUCUGAAGCCACAAAGUGAGAAGGCUCAGCCAGCCAGCAAGGAGGGUCCAUCGAAGAAGGAAGAAGUGAAGGUUCCUCAGAACAGACAGGAGAGUGAGAAGGAGAACAUUGAGGAAGUCCCCGCGCCGAUCCCGGAAGAGCCUUCUGUCCCUGAGACCGACGAUGCCACCGUUGAAGAGCCCGAGUCAGAGGUCACUUCCAAGGCAGCUGUUGAUGACGUGGUAGAGAAGCCAACCGAGCCAGCCAUCCCCGAAGCUAAGCCUGAGCUCUCUCUGGAGCCAGUUGCCGAGCCUACCGAGCCGGCUGUCGAGCCAACUGCCACAGAGGCCGUAGUCGAAGUUUCCACUGAGCCUGUCGCCCCGAAUGCUCCCGAGACAUCUGGCCAUCAAGAGGAGACAACCAAGGAGAGGGAGGCUCCCGCUGAGGUCUCUUCUACUGAGACGACGCAUGAAUCUGCUGAGCUGGAGGGUGUGCCUGAGGUGAAGGAUAUCGGAGAGGUGCCUGCUGAAACCACCACUGAGGUCAAUGGCGAGAAGGAGUCCUCGGAAUCGCAACCCGAGCCAGAGGCACCUAAGGAGACUACCUCUGAGGCCGUUGUGGAGCCCACCGAGCCCGUCGUUGCCGAGGAUGCCAGCCCCAUUGAACCAAAGGAGACUUCCAAGGCAGAGCCCGUGUUCACUGAGCAGACUGAAACUUCGACCUCGGCUUCCACUGACGAUGUACCCGAGAUCAUGGAGGAUCUGAGCGAAGCUCAGGUCUCCGAGAAGAUCCAGGAGCCCAAGGAGUCUAUCCCAGUUGUAGAGUGUGCAGCUCCAGCCAAGUCGGACACGGUCGACAUUGACUUUGCCAGUCUGGCCCUGAGCUAG